Oppia nitens is the source of this 1077-nucleotide messenger RNA. RefSeq lists its product as uncharacterized. NCBI's taxonomy places the organism in Eukaryota, Metazoa, Arthropoda, Arachnida, Sarcoptiformes, Oppiidae. The record is from RefSeq and is a predicted model, not a curated record. The transcript is spliced from 7 exons. The annotation marks the transcript as partial. Gene Ontology annotation, molecular function: oxidoreductase activity.
AUCAUGAAUAAUACUAAAAACAUAAUUAGUCUUGAUGAAAUGAAAUCAUUUAUGACCCGAGCACUGGUAUCAGUAGGCAGUGACCCCCAACACGCGGCACAGUUAGCUGAACUACUGGUUACAGCUGAUUAUCGUGGUCAUUUUAGUCAUGGACUAAAUAGACUAGAUUUAUAUAUUUAUGAAAUCAAGUCAAAGAUAGCCAGAUCUCAUGGCAAUCCAAUUAUAUUAAAAGAAAGUACAGCCACGGCAUGGGUCGAUGGGAACAACCUGUUAGGUCCAGUAGUCGGUAUGUUUUGCAUGGAUUUGGCCAUAAAUAAAGCAAAACAGUGCGGCAUCGGUAUGGUAUCAGUUAAAGGUAGUAAUCAUUUUGGAAUAGCUGGAUACUAUAGUAUGAUGGCAUUGAAACAUGAUUUACUUGGUAUGUCAUUUACUAAUGCAACACCAAUAGUAGUACCCACUCGUGCUAAACAUCCGUCAAUCGGUACAAAUCCGAUAUCGGUGGCCGCACCGGCACUUAACGGUGAUAGUUAUGUACUGGACAUGGCCACUACGGCAGUGGCCAAGGGUAAACUGGAAAUACAAGACCGUAAGGGAGAGCCCAUACCAGAGGGCUGGGCUAUUGACCGAAAUGGGCAACCAUUGGACAAAAUGGACAAUUUUUAUGCACUCUUACCGCUGGGCGGCAGCGAAAAGUCAAGUGGCUAUAAAGGGUAUGGACUGUCAAUGAUGGUUGAACUCAUGUGUGGAGUACUAUCGGGUGGUCUGUACGGACCGACAAUACGUGAACAUUCAACUAGUAUGGAGCCGAUGAACUUGAGUCAUUGUUUUAUAGCUAUAAAUCCAGCAUAUUUUGCACCGGGAUUUGAGGGACGGCUAGAAAAUUUGCUAGACAUGUGUCGCAAUCAGGAACCAGUAGACGGACAGCUGGACGUAAUGGUUGCCGGAGAUCCUGAGCGCCAACACAUUCAACUGUGCGACUCAUUGGGUGGUAUACCCUAUCAUAUUAAACAAGUAGAGUUUGCGUUUCAAAUAGCUGAUUCACUUGGUAUUAAUCGACCAUUGGUUAUUGAAAAAUAA